Messenger RNA from Maylandia zebra (zebra mbuna), 6489 nucleotides. RefSeq names its product leucine-rich repeat-containing G-protein coupled receptor 5. Lineage: Eukaryota; Metazoa; Chordata; Actinopteri; Cichliformes; Cichlidae. Gene Ontology annotation, molecular function: protein binding; G protein-coupled peptide receptor activity. Gene Ontology annotation, cellular component: plasma membrane. The record is from RefSeq and is a predicted model, not a curated record. Gene Ontology annotation, biological process: hormone-mediated signaling pathway; adenylate cyclase-activating G protein-coupled receptor signaling pathway; activation of adenylate cyclase activity.
CGCACACUCUUGCUGUGCAGCUCCACGCGUUCAGCCUGGAAAGCGACCAAACUUCAGACAACCUGCACUUUUAUUCCACUCUUCAAAUCCUCUUUGUGCUCCACUUUACAUCCGGAUCAGAGGAAGUUAAAACUGAGCGGUUUCCAGUUUGCUUCUGGUGAGUAGGGACCAAAAACCACCACAACGUGAUCCGGAUCCCAGGCUGCAACUUUAUAUUUCCACAUCACUUCUGACUGAAACUUUCACCCUGCGGAGACAGACCACGCAGGACAUGCUAGGGUUUGUGCCUGUCCUAGCCGCCUUUGCGCUGCUCUCGGUGGGCUUCAGGAGCGCGGGGGCUGAGCUGGAGAUGCGGAGCUCCGCCGUGCCCGCGGUGCAGAGAGCUGCAGCUGGGUUGAACAGCUCCGGGGACGAGGUCGGGAGAGCGGGGCGGACCAGCUGCCCUGGCCGCUGCCGGUGUGAGGUGGACGGGCUGCUGCACUGGGUGGACUGUUCGGACCUGGGCCUCCGGGAAAUACCGAGCAACCUGAGCGUCUUCACAUCUUACCUUGAUCUCAGUAUGAAUAAUCUGACUGUGUUAUCCAGUGGAGCUCUGUCCAACCUGCACUUCCUGGAGGAGCUGCGUUUGGCGGGAAAUGAUCUGACCUUCAUCCCCAGAGGAGCGUUCACUGGCCUCUACAACCUCAAAGUGCUGAUGCUUCAAAACAACCAGUUGAGAUCUGUUCCUGCUGAAGCCUUCAACAACCUGCACAACCUGCAGUCACUCCGACUGGACGCCAAUCAUAUCUCUAGUGUUCCCGCUGGCUGUUUCUCCGGCCUGCGUUCACUCCGUCACCUCUGGCUGGAUGAUAACUCUCUGAGGGAGGUCCCAGUGGAGGCGCUGGGCGAGCUCCCUGCCCUGCAGGCCAUGACACUUGCCCUCAACCACAUCAGCCACAUCCCCGACCAUGCCUUCAGCAAGCUGGGCCGCCUGGUGGUGCUGCAUCUCAACAACAAUAGGAUCGUUUCCAUGGGACCGAACUGCUUCCACGGACUCCACAGUUUGGAGACGCUAGAUCUGAACUUCAACAGCCUGGUGGAGUUUCCCACAGCCAUACGAUCACUCAGCCACCUCAAGGAGCUCGGAUUCCAUAGCAACAACAUCCAGUCUAUCCCGGAGCACGCCUUCACUGGGAACCCUUUACUGAACACCAUAUUUUUUUAUGACAACCCAAUUCACUCUGUCGGACGCUCGGCCUUCCAGAACCUACCAGAGCUUCGCAUGCUAUCUCUGAAUGGAGCUGCAGAUCUCACUGAGUUUCCAGAUCUGACGGGAACCAAAAGCCUGGAGAGCCUGACUAUCACCGGAGCUCAAAUCACCUCAUUGCCCAGUUCGGUUUGUGAGCAGCUUCCAAAGCUGCAGCUGCUCGAUCUCUCCUAUAAUCAAAUCCAGACUCUUCCCAGCUUUUCCGGCUGUGAGAGCAUUCGAAAAAUUGAUCUGCAUCACAAUGUGGUAGAAAAACUGGAGGAAAACACAUUCGCUGGUCUGCUAUCACUACGCUCACUUGAUUUGUCCUGGAAUCGACUGUCAUCAGUGAAGCCAAACUCGUUCUCUGCUCUCCCUGCUCUCACCAAACUUGACUUGUCAUCCAAUCAGCUUUCCUCUCUGCCUCUGAGUGGCCUGCAGAGUUUGACUCACCUGCGUCUGGCUGGAAACCAGCAGCUGAUGGAACUAAUAGCCCAAGAGGAUCUGCCUCGAGUCAGGGUGAUGGAGCUUCCCUACGCCUUCCAGUGCUGUGCCUUCAUCUCCUGUGAGCGGAGAGGUGGAGGUGCAGGAGGUUUGUCCUGGGAGAGAGAGGAAGCAAGAGACUCAGCUGGAAGAGAUGCAGCUAUCCUUUCCAGCCAAGUAGAUCAAGAUUGGGAAGAUUUCCUGAUGGAGUUGGAAGAUGAGCCCAAACCCCAACACUCAGUCCACUGCAGCCCGGCACCAGGACCUUUCCGUCCCUGCCUCCACCUGCUCGGCAGCUGGAUGAUCCGUGGUGGGGUUUGGCUUAUCGCAGCAAUCUCAUUGGUCAGCAACAGUCUUGUCGUCCUUUCAGUCUUCUUUUCUCCAGCCACUUCUCUCACUCCCCCCAAACUACUGAUUGGCUUACUUGCCCUGGUGAAUGGCCUGAUGGGAGUGUGGAGCGGCUGGUUGGCGGCAGUGGACGCUUGGACAUUCGGGAGCUUCUGGAGGUACGGGGCAAAGUGGGAGAGCAGCUUCCUGUGUCGACUCAGUGGGUUCCUUUGUGUGUUUGCGUCACAGACCAGCCUCUUCCUCCUUACCGUUGCAGCUCUAGAGCGAUGCGUGGCCACCACUGUAGGACACAGCAAAACUGCUAGCAACAGUGGUCACUCUUCAUCGCCGUUAUCCUUCCGUGUUUCCAUCUGUCUGUGUUUCCUGUUGGGCUUCACUGUCACAAUGCCCUCCCUGGUGGCCGGACACAGCAGCACCUCUCUCUGUUUACCGCUACCUUCCUCAUCAUCAUCGUCGUCCUUAGCCUUCUCCGUGUCUCUGGUGCUCUUCGACUCCCUCUGCUUCCUUCUCAUGACGUUCUCCUACACUCAUCUCUACUGUCGCGCCCACAAGACUCCACCCAGCUCAGAGGAGGAAGCAGCAUUGACGCGACAUGUGGCUUGGCUGCUCUUCUCUGACUGCCUCCUCUACCUCCCUGUUGCCUUCCUUACGUUCUCCUCCCUCCUGCGCCUACCAGCCGCUGGACCAGAGGCAGCAAAGGGGGUUCUGCUGCUUGUUGCCCCACUGCCAGCCUGUGUCAACCCUCUGCUCUACCUCCUCUUCAACCCGCUCGCCAGGGAGGAACUGGCCGCACUGGCCAAAUGCACCUGCAAGGGCGUGGCACUACUGAAGCUACGCAGGCCGAGAAGAGGAGGAGGCGGAGCUGGAGGUCUGAGGCCAUGCACACUGGAUUUAGCGUACGACGAGGAUGCAGAGAAACAGUCAUGUGACUCGACGCAGGUGCUGGUACUUGUCGGAGGUGUCAAAGAAGAAGACGAGGAAGUGGGACAAGGAAAAGCAAAGAGUGACGCACAACAUUUAGCGACACUUCAAUAAACUGAACACAAACACAAAAGGUUUCAAGUCUCACUUGACAAAAGGUAAAUAAGAAAACGUUGUGCCAGCUGGUCACUGCAAUCAAAGAGCCCCUGAUUAGCUGUAACUAACUAUAAAGUAAAGUAUUAUUAAGUGUAACAGAUGACCAAGCCCUGUUUGGAUGGGAUUUCUUCAUGUAGGGAAAUCAGCUGAUUUAGUGUAAUUUUCUGUGAAAAAAAGUGUGUCCCAGGUCCUGUUUUACUUUAUCUGUCCUGUCCUAAUGGGUUUAAAGCAGUGACCAACAUUUAAUACAGUCACAAAUUAUUUUCAGACACACAACCAUGAGAAUAAUGAAAACUGAUGGCUGCAGAAGGCACAUCAAGGCUUUGUCAAGUGAGACAAAACCAACACAAACAUGUACCGUAUGUAUAAUCCACAGCAGACUGACUGACAGGACUGUGAGGCAGCAAAUGUAGCAAAGGAUGGUGAAAGGAAAUGAAGGGUGCUCACCAUGAACUCCCCACCAGUUUCUGUUGUUGUCUACCUUCUCCACCAUCUUUUUUUUUCUCCUGCAGCAAACUGUCCAAGGCAAAGGCAAAACUCUGAAGAAGUACAAAUUAGGAAAAGCAGGAGAAGAUGGGACCUAUGUUUGGUCCGUUAAUCUUAUUGACGAGGACAGACACCCACACACAGAAACACACGCAUUAUCAAGGGUAUAAAUUCAGCAGCUUUUAUUUUGAAAUAUGACACAAUUUACAGCGCAGUGUUACCAAAUGUUGCCCCGCAUGCUUCUGGUAACAGCUCAUGUUUUCGCGGGUGUGUGUGAAAAGUGCAGCGUCCUUGUGAGUGUCGUCACAGUCCAUCCUGAAAACAGGCGUCAGGAGACGGAGAGCUGAAGCUCGUGUUCAACACCUGGGAAAAACAUCACAACUGGUCCUCCAAACGGAGUAAACCAUCUCCUCUCCCAAUCAUGAGUGUUCAAAUUAAACAUGGUCGCAUUAUGAUGUCAGAAUACUGAAUGUAAGAGUGCGAGCAGGACACAAGAUGAGCUUCGGGCUGCAGUAAGGGUCAUCAAAACAUCUAGUGUGAGUUAACAGCUCAUGCAUGAUUCAUAAUAUUCGCACAGUCACUGCAGCUUUAAAGGUUAAUGAUGCUAGUAAAUGAAAGGGGGACACCUGGUGUUUCAGGUGCAACUCGCUCUAGAUUGUGUUCCAGGUGGUAAGUACUUAAAGAUUAAAAGACUUGGGAUCAUAGGAAUAAGAAACAGAAGGUUCAUAUUGAACCAAGUGUCCUGUGGCAAAUGAUUCAGCAUGGAGGAAUGUACCUUUGAGCCCUUAAUCCACCUUAAACAGGCUAAAUCUGUAAAACAUGCUUUCUCUCUCGAUUUAAGCCUUGUCUACUGUCUCCAUUUGACACUUUUAACUCUCCAAAUGGGUUUACAUUAGAAAGAUCCGAUCUCAUGUACCUUCAGUAAUCAGGAGCAUUUACACUUCUUGUUUUGGACUAAGGAAGCAUAAUUUUACCCAGAUGUACAAAAGUAAUUUACUUGAGCAAAAGGAUGCUGCAUGUGUGUGUGUGUGUGUGUGUGUGGGUGUAUGUACAGUAAAUGUGUGUACAUAUUGUUGUAAAUACAAGCUACUGUGACAAUCUUUUUCUUUCUGUGUAGACUGUGAGAAAUCUUUCAUUUUUUAAUGUUUGUUCAUUUUGGCCCAAUGUCAACAUUUGAUUUUCUCUUCAGUUUAAUUUAUACUGUCAUACAUGUGCACCUCAAUGAGCAUUAUUAAGCUGUCAUAGAUUUCAAUCCGUGAAUUCAUCCAUUCUUUUUUUCUUUUCUUGUAAGUAAUUUGAAGUCAGGUUUGCGGUGGCGACAGAUUGACCUCUAAACAUCCACCAGGUCACUGGUGAAACGCUUACUGCUGGCGCUAGGGUUCGGUUGUAGUUUAGCCAAAUGCUAAACAAGCUCACUUAAAGAAACAAGAUGCUGCCUUUCAAAUUAAAUGUUUUACCUUCGUUCACUUCUGUUUCUACGACUUCUGCAGAGGUGAAAAUUCCAAAUAAAAGUGUAGAUGUGAAUCUGAACUUAACCCUAAAUAGUAGACUGUUCACAACAAGUUAAGCACUACAGUCCAGAUGGUCAUUCCCAGGUCUAGAAAGUGGUCUGGUAAAUCAGAAAUGUUGCCUUUAGGCUCAGAUUCCUCUGAACCACAACAGUCCUCUGCAUUAGUCCUCUGUACUCUGCCUCCUGUCAACCUCACACUUCAUUUUACCCUCAUUGUGAAGAUCCAGGGAAACUACUUCCACUGAGGCAACAACUGUCCACUGCUAGCUGUCCCAAAUCAACUGAAUCAAUCAAAAAGAUCUCAUUUGUACUUUGACAUUUACACCAUUCAGUAUCCACUGAGCGGUUUAUUUGGUUCAUUUUCCGUGUUUGGUGUUUCCAUUUCAAGUAAAGUCUGUAACAUUUUGGCCUUACAAUUUUUGUAAUUUAUUUUUUUUCAUCACAUGUUUCUAAGCAAGCCUUUAAAAAUGCUCCUCACCGACCCCAGUUAGCUGAGGUGAAGCCUGGCAGCUACAACCAUCUAUAUGUGUAUCCACCUGCCAAAGAGGCCACACCCAUAGCAGCAGAAACUUAGUAAGCCUUAAUAAAAUUUGAACAGGUGAGUUACAAAAACAUUCUCCCCACUUACAGUUAUUAUGAAGGGGGAAAUUAUCUAUAGAGACCAACAAAAACAUGUUUGUUUCUGCUGUAAAGCUGGACGUGUUAAUGUGGGAGCUUAUGGGGUUUACUCACUGCUAGAGCCUCUAGUGGACAUUAGAGGAACUGCAGAUUUUAGCUUCACCUUUGAGCUUAAGAAGCUGCUACUUGGUUUUAACUUUCAAACAAAUGAAAUGACUGUGUGUAAACUGGGUUUCAGAUAAUGAUAUUUAAAGUAAGUGUGCUGCAUGGUCAUUGUCCACAUCCUGCAUGAUCUGCAUGAGCUUCCACCCAAAUUUAAUGUGAGCUUGAGGGUGAAAAACAAGAUAAAAAAAAAAACAAACAAUCAAUGUGCUGUUUGUGUAAAAAAAAAAAAAAAAAAGAUAUGGGUGGUGUCUCUGGCUCCGCCCACUUUGUUCAGAUAUAGCACCAGAGCAAAUUUAACAAAAAAGAGGAAAAAAGAAAUAAAGAAAAGCAUGACUGUUUGUAUGUGUGCUCUGUGGCAGUUUGACUGCUGCACUUUUCUAUGACCAGCACUUAAAAUAAAUAAAAAUAAAGAAGUUCAUAAGCUUUGUUAAAACCUGAAUGGUUCAAACUUCAUCCUUUCACCUGAUUUCUGGUUAUCUUGUAAACGACUGUAAAAUAUUUGAGUGUCUUUUGUUUUAAUUUGUAAAACUGAGAAUGAAGUUUUAGUUUUGUGACAUGAAUAAAGGUGUGUGGCCUA